Messenger RNA from Diatraea saccharalis (sugarcane borer), 3596 nucleotides. The record is from the annotation of a GenBank genome assembly. NCBI's taxonomy places the organism in Eukaryota, Metazoa, Arthropoda, Insecta, Lepidoptera, Crambidae.
GUAACUGACAGUUGACAUCUGUUUGUUACUUUCGUGUUUUUUGAAAUAGAAAAAAUAUUAAGUUUAUUUGAAUUAGACCGCUAAUAUUGACGUAUAGUAACAAGGAGGAGAAAUUCGUUAUUUAUAAAAAUUACAUAUAGUUUCUGCUAAUAUGUGUUAAAUAAUAUUGUUUAGAAAAAUUACUGAAAAUUAAGGUGAUAGUGGAGAACAUAAAAGAUGAAAAUUGAAAGCAAACCUCUUCGAUAUGCCCACGCCGAGGGCCACACUGAUGUAUGUUAUUCAGAUGAUGGACAGCAUUUGAUAACUUGCGGUAAUGAUGGUGAUGUUAGAAUAUGGGUUGAUAUUGAAGACGACGACCCUAAUUCUCAUUGUGUUGGAGAAAGUGCAUUGGCUGUAUGUUACAAAGACAAGAGACUUUAUGUUGCAACUGACAAUCAUGCAGUGCAGGCAUAUACAUUUCCCUCUUUUGAUAAAGAUGGUAUUGUCACAAGGUUUACUGCACCUGUUACUCAAAUCAAAUCAACAAAUAAUAUUGAGGCAUUGGGCUGCUCUUCGGAGAAUAUGGAGGCUAGAAUUUGUAGUGUUGAAGGUGGAGCACCUUUAUUCAUUAUAGAGGGACAUAAAGGUCCCGUUCUUAGUACUGCUAUUUGUCCCCACAUGAAAUAUGCUACUACUGCUAGUGGUGAUGGUAUUCUGAGAAUAUGGGAUAUUGACACACAGAAAAUAGUUAAAGAAAUAACUUGUGUUCCUAAGAUAAACACAUUUUAUUCUGCUAAAGUAUUAUGUCGUAUGGAUUUUGAACCUUCACAGGGGAAGCACCUAGCGUAUCCAAAUAAUAGAGAAAUUGUGUUACUGGAUUGUGAAACUUGGGGACAACGGAUGACAUUUACACAUAACUCGAUUAAAUGUGCAAUAUCUCAAUGUUUGUUUUCACCUUGUGGACAAUAUUUGGCUGGUAGCACUGUGGCUGGACAGAUUGCUGUAUGGGAAGUCCAAACUGGAAAUUGUUUUGGCAUUAUAGAACAUCCAACAUCUCAUAAUAUCUCUUCUAUGGCAUGGAAUCCUAAAGGUAAUGGAGUAUUGGCAUAUUGCGAUGUUGCUGGUCAAUUAGGCUCAAUUAUUAAUUGUUAUGGUAAAGACAGCACUCUUCAGAAUGAUAUUGAAAUGGUGGAAAGGGUUGAUGAUGAUGACUUAGUUGACAACUUAAUUCAAAAUAAUGACAGUGAUGAUGAUGACAAUGCCAUUUCUCUGGAGAGAAUAAAGAAUGAAACACUCGGGAAUGUGGAUGAUGAUGAAUAUAGAGCUCCUUCGAGGCUUACUGCACCUGUUCCUGUCACCACGCCCCCGCAACCACCUUUUCAACCUUCGGCUACUCCUGCUCAUCUGGAACAUAGGUAUAUGUGUUGGAAUGAUAUAGGUAUUGUGCGCUGUCACACAUUGGAGAAUGGAGAAUCAAGUAUAGAUGUCGAGUUUCAUGACACAAAUGUGCACCAUGGCAUAAAUUUAAAUAACUACUUGAAUCAUACUAUGGCUAGUUUAUCAUCAACUGUACUUGCUUUGGCAUGCGAGACGCCUAGUAAGCUAGUGUGCAUCUCGCUAGUGGGUAGCAGUAAAGAAUGGAGCGUGUCUAUGUCAGAUAUGGAAGAAAUUUUGUGCAUAGCGGCUGCUAGCGGACUUGUUGCUUGCGCUACUAACGCACGAUUACUGCGUCUCUACACAGCUAUGGGCACACAACGACAGGUAAUAUCAUUGGCGGGGCCAGUGGUGUCUUUAGCGGCUUAUAAUACGACAGUACUAGCCGUGUACCAUAGCAAUGAACCCGGUGUUACAGAUCAACAUCUUGCAAUGGACAUUAUAGCUUUGAAUGAACUCCGCCACUUUUACGGCGCUAUCUGCAGCCGUCAUGAGAUCCUCCUGCGUACAGGUGUAGGGGCAAGCGGGGCAACAUAUCAGGUGUGGAGUGGUCUGAGGCGUAGUACCACACCUGCACGCAAGGAUAAGGCGGAAAUUCUUUCUAAAUUAUGCCAGUCCACACAAUGUGAUAUACUUUGUGUGCAAGAGACCCACCGUGAUGGGAACCAAAGCCGGCCCUACAUCCAUGGGCUGACGCUUAUCGCCGAGAUCCCCGAAAGCGUUAAUGAUCGAAGUCAAAACCUAGGACAUAAUAAACAGUGUGGUCGGCAGGUGCGAAGUAAAACCGUCCCUGUGCCGUUAGGUACAGGUUCGAAAUUAGCUUGGAUCGGAACUACGGACGCGGGUUCCCCUUGCACAUAUGACAGUACUGGUAUAUUGCGUUUGUAUGACGUAGCCAGUGGGGUGUGGAUGCCGAUCUGCGAUACAAAUACACAUUCCAAAGGGGCUUCUGAUACUUGGUUUAUUGUUUCCAUUAGUGAGCCAUCACAGACAGUUCGAGCGAUAUUAUGCAGAGGCACAACAUUCCCUGUUACUGUCCCUAAGCCUAUUGUUGCAGAGCUUCCGAUACAGAUUCCUCUUUGUGAGUUGGAUAGUGAGAAGUCACAGUAUGAAGAGCAACUGGUUCGUUGGGCCCACACUGCGGCCGAUGUCGACGUGAAAGCCGCUAGAGAAACGGCGCUCAAGUUAUUUGCGCUCGCUUGUCGCAGCGAAAUAGAGCAAAGAGCUCUCGAAUUAAUGGAACUAUUGAAAGACGAAAGAUUACUACCUCUAGCCGCUAAAUACGCGUCACGAUUAGGUAGAAUGCAUUUGGCCGAGAAACUAACCGACUUAGCUGAUACGUGGGAGCGAGAUGCCGAUACCCAUAAUAUUGCACAGAAUACUCACUUCCAAGAGCUGGAUACACAGGAGACUUAUGACGUCACUAAUUCUGAAGAACUCAACGCUAGUAUCAUAAUUCCUCAGAAAUCGAAGGAGAAAAAAGUUGAGAAUGUUAUACCAAUAAAACCAGUGCCUAUAAAGUCGUCACCCGGUGGAAAGAGGAAUCCUUUCCGUAUGCAGCACGAGGCUGUUAAGAAUGUGCAGAGUCCACUAAGUUUGACCGAGCGUACUUUAGUAGAAGUACAUUCUAAUGGUGACCACGCAGAGAAUGAAGAUCCUUUAAAACCUCAUGACGGCGAAACGUUCGUUGAUUGGUUUUCACGCAACAAACAAAUAUUGGAACAGCAAAAUCCUGAGAUGACCCCUUCAGAGUUGACUCGGCAGGGCGUUAGAAUGUUCAAGGUUGUCCAAAGUAAAGGAACUGAUUCAAACAAGAGGAAGCUUGAAGACGUUAACGGACCGGAUACUCCAGUGACUAGCGCACCAAAACAGUCCAAACUUAGUGCCUUCGCAUUCCAAAAGAAGUCUUAACUUGUUCUUCACAAAGUCUGUUUUUCCUAGCAUUUUGCAAGUUAAGUUAAUUUUCGAUAUUUUUAUAGCAUUCGACAAUGUAUUACAUGCGAAUUUUUAAGUGGUGAUAUUCGUUUGACGGUAUUUUAAUGCAGUGUUGACAUAAUUAGAUUUAGGUAAAACAAAUCUCGUUCAAGUUUUUGUUUUUAGGUAUUUAUAUAUGACAAUUAAAUAACCGUUCUUUGUAAAUAGUUAUUGCAUAUUAUAGAUAAAUUAAAACAAUUUUAAUAUUU